CGUUGGGCGCGCAAGCGGGAGGAAACCUGGCCGGCUUGUAAUGGCAAUAGUGGCGUCUGCCUUUGGUUACGGGCGGCUUCUUUCUCGAGCAGCAUUUCUGUUGAGGUCUACAGUUCGAAGUCUGAGUGCACAAAACCCUUCAGAAGUUCAAGGGCUAGUUCCAAAAACAUCUUUGUCAUCACCUCCAUGGCCUGAAAUCAAGCUACCAGAUCCGGCAGAAGAGGCAGAACAUCACAGAGAGAUUGUACAAAACGUGAAUGAGUUAAUUGCCACUGGGCAAUAUGGAAGACUGUUUGCAGUUGUUCACUUUGCCAGCAGACAGUGGAAAAUAACCAGUAAAGACUUGAUUUUAAUUGAAAACCACAUACCUGCUGAAUGUGGAGACAGAAUCAGAAUGGAAAAGGUACUGUUGGUGGGAGCUGAUAACUUCACACUGCUGGGAAAGCCUCUCCUGGGAAAGGACUUAGUCCGCGUGGAGGCCACUGUUAUAGAAAAGACUGAAUCUUGGCCAAGAGUUAAUGUGAAGUUCCGUCGAAGAAAGAGUUAUGAGACGAGACAAAUUGUCGUUCAGCCGCAAACUGUUCUCCGGAUAAACUCCAUUGAAAUUGCCCCUGUUCUGUCAUGAUGGAUUGGUUGUAAGAUCUUGGGAGCAUUAAAAAAAAAUAGAAAAUGUUCAUAUUGCAUUUGAUUAUUCUCAGU
Messenger RNA from Protobothrops mucrosquamatus (brown spotted pit viper), 699 nucleotides. It is a transcript of the gene MRPL21, whose product is annotated as mitochondrial ribosomal protein L21. Bases 41 to 625 code for a protein of 194 amino acids. NCBI's taxonomy places the organism in Eukaryota, Metazoa, Chordata, Lepidosauria, Squamata, Viperidae. Gene Ontology annotation, molecular function: structural constituent of ribosome. Gene Ontology annotation, cellular component: ribosome; mitochondrial large ribosomal subunit. The record is from RefSeq and is a predicted model, not a curated record. The transcript is spliced from 7 exons.